CCAAAAGCGCUACUUCCGGCCGACUAUUUUAGGGCUACUUUCAAAGAUGCCAUUCUAUACACAACCGGUUUAGGCUCUCUCAUCGGUUUGGGAGCAGUCGCGCCCAACGCCGCCUUUACUACAAUGACCACCACUUUAGGGUUAUCCGGUAUUGUGGGCUACCAUACCGUCUGGGGUGUGACUCCAGCUCUUCAUUCGCCGCUCAUGUCUGUAACGAACGCCAUAUCCGGGAUAACAGCUGUUGGAGGACUUCUGCUGAUGGGUGGGGGUGUGGUUCCAACUAAUUUACCUCAAGCUUUGGGCGCAACCGCUCUCACCAUUUCCACCAUCAAUAUUGCCGGCGGUUUUCUGGUCACUAAACGGAUGUUAGAUAUGUUUAAAAGACCUACAGAUCCCCCGGAAUAUAACUAUCUGUAUGCCAUUCCUGCCGGUGUUUUUACGGGUGGUUAUGCAUUGGCAGCACUCAAUAGUUUACCUCAUGUCCACCAAAUGGCUUAUUUAGGUGCGUCACUUUGUUGUGUCGGCGCUUUGGCCGGUUUGUCGAGUCAAAAGUCUUCGCGAUUAGGAAACUCUUUGGGAAUGAUUGGCGUCACUUCAGGAUUAGCUGCAACUCUUGGUCUGAUGAACAUAACGCCCGAACUGGCCAUUCAGAUCGCCGCCUGUAUGACUGGUGGCGGAGCCCUUGGCUUAACGAUCGCCAAGAAGAUUGAAAUAACAGAUUUGCCGCAAUUGGUGGCCGCCUUUCACUCUUUGGUCGGUUUGGCAGCUGUGUUGACCUGCUUUGCCACUUAUAUCCAUGAUUUUCCGACCUUUGCCACCGAUCCGGCCGCCAUGACUGUCAAAACGGCUCUGUUUUUGGGCACAUAUAUAGGAGGCGUCACUUUCAGUGGUUCUCUUGUGGCUUAUGGCAAACUUCAAGGAGUUUUAAGCUCAGCGCCGCUUCUGCUUCCGGGCCGACACGCAUUGAAUUCGGCCCUUAUGUUGGGAACAGUAGGUGCCGGCGCUUACUAUUUAAUGGACCCGAGUCAAAUGGCAGGACUGUCCUCUUUGGGAGCGACCGCUGCUUUGUCCACAAUAAUGGGAGUCACUCUGACCGCAGCCAUUGGUGGCGCUGAUAUGCCGGUCGUCAUCACAGUAUUAAACAGUUACUCGGGUUGGGCUCUCUGUGCCGAAGGGUUUAUGUUGAAUAACAAUCUGAUGACAAUUGUCGGCGCUCUCAUUGGUUCGAGCGGUGCUAUCCUGUCGUAUAUUAUGUGCAAGGCAAUGAAUCGUUCGCUGCCUAAUGUAAUACUGGGAGGAUUUGGCACAACAGCCACCGGACCGGCCAAAGCCAUCACCGGAACGCACACCGAAUGGAAUGUCGACCAAAGUGUAGAAGCGAUCGCUGAGGCCAAGAACAUAAUCAUAACCCCCGGCUAUGGUCUAUGUGUAGCCAAAGCACAGUAUCCUUUGGCAGAAAUGGUGAAAAUCCUGAAAGAAAAGGGCAAAAAUGUUAGGUUCGGUAUUCAUCCCGUGGCCGGACGUAUGCCCGGACAGCUCAAUGUACUGUUAGCUGAGGCCGGAGUGCCAUAUGAUGUGGUCCUCGAAAUGGAUGAGAUUAAUGACGACUUUAAUGACACGGAUCUGACGCUAGUUAUCGGCGCUAACGAUACCGUCAACUCAGCCGCUGAAGACGACCCCAACUCUAUAAUCGCUGGAAUGCCUGUCCUUAAAGUGUGGAAAUCUAAACAAGUGAUUGUAAUGAAGAGGAGUCUGGGUGUUGGCUACGCGGCCGUCGAUAACCCGAUAUUUUUCAAUCCAAACACUUCUAUGCUUUUAGGCGACGCUAAGAAGACAUGCGAUGCACUGCUCAGCAAAAUAAAGCAAACCUACGGAAUGCAAUGAAUUCACCGAUAAUUCCAGUAUUUAUUUAAUUUCUAUAAUCAUUUCAAUCAAUUUGUUGCAAAUGUUUCAAUCAUUUUAGGUCUGAAUUAAUUUUCCAAUCAUUUAAAUGCUUUCUAUAAAAUUAGGUUCACUUAACAAGCAAAUUAUUUUAUUUUUCAUAAAUUCCUGUAUUUCCCUGGGGCUCUGAAUCGUUUAUAAUUUUAUUUUAUUGAUUUAUUUAAAUUUUAAUUUUAUUUACCGUACAAAUAAAUGAAUUGAUUUUUUCCAUUAAAUUUAAAAUA
Molecule: messenger RNA, 2165 nt
Organism: Oppiella nova
Lineage: Eukaryota; Metazoa; Arthropoda; Arachnida; Sarcoptiformes; Oppiidae
Source: the annotation of a GenBank genome assembly